CUGUAUAAAAUAGCAAUAACAAUAUUACAAUUCCGAAGUAUGAAGAAAUUACGUCCAAAUCCAAUGGCUCAAGCAAAUAUAUUCUCCAUGUUAUCAUAUUGGUGGUUGAAUGAUUUUUUUGCUGCUGGGUCCAAACGUCCGUUGCAAGAUUCCGACAUGUAUGAGCUUGAUGCUUCUAACACGUCGUCAGAAAUUACAAAAAAACUGGAAAGAAAUUGGAAUAAAGAAGUCGAGCGGUAUAAGCACACGAAAACAAGGAAACCAAGCCUAUUCAGAGCAGUAAGAAUGACAUAUCGAAGAGAAUUGGUCGUUUGUGGUGUUCUAGUAUUAAUUGAAGAAAGCUUACGAACAGCAAUACCAGUUUUAACAGCUUAUUUGAUCAAAUAUUUCGAAAAUCAAGAUAUUCCAGUAUGGCAUGCAUAUGCCUAUGCGGCUGGAAUAAGUGUCAUGACAAUACUAUUGGGAAUCUUGCACCAUCAACUUUUUUAUAGAGCACAAAGAAUCGGAUGGCAUAUGAGAGCAUCAACUUGUGCACUGAUGUAUAAAAAGACACUUCGACUGAGUCAAAAAUCUUUGAAAGACACAACAACGGGCCAAAUAGUUAACCUUGGAGCAACAGAUGUGCUUCACUUUGACGCGUUCUUUAUCUACUUAAAUUAUCUUUGGCUUGUACCACUGCAACGUAUAGUUGUUGGAAUAUUGCUUUGGCAAGAGUUUGGAAUUGCAAUAUUAGCAGGUAUUGGAGUUCUCGUUUUAUUCAUGAUUUUGCAAAUUUUCAAUGGAAGAAUCUUUGGAAAACUCAGGGCAAUGACAGCUGUUCUCACAGAUGAAAGAAUUCGUCUGAUGAACGAGGUGAUCACAGGAAUAAGGCUAAUCAAAAUGAAUUCUUGGGAAAAAUCAUUUGCUAAACUUGUAUCAAAAGUCAGAAGGAAAGAGGUGAUUCGAAUUCUUUUAUCGUCUUCCAUCAGAGCUAUGAAUUACAGUUUGUAUGUAUGCCAGGGCAAGAUACUGACAUUCAUCAUAUUCCUACUAUAUGUCUUAUUGGGAGGUGGAAUUUCAGCAUCAAAGAUAUUUUUAUUAAUUGGACUCAGUUAUGUGAUGGGAUUCACUGGGAAGGCAUUUGCGCUAGCGUUUGAACUUAUGUCAUUAAUCAACGUAUCAAUGGCGCGAAUACAGAAAUAUUUACUGAUGGAUGAAUUUUCUGAAAUUCAAACGUGUUUCCAACACAAAUCCAACGAAGAAUAUUUUGUUGAAUUUAAGAACUUCAGUGGAAAAUGGGAAUUGAAUGAAGAUACCAAAGAAAGACCAGAAAUCACUUUAAAAUGUAUAAACGUUCGGGUGGAAGCAGGAAAACUUCUUGCAGUUAUUGGACCUGUCGGCGCAGGAAAGUCCUCUUUCUUGAGCGCAAUACUCGGCGAAUUACCGGCGUUAACAGGUAAAGCUUUAGUUCAUGGGCGUAUCUCUUACUCAAAUCAACUUCCGUGGGUCUUCUCCGGUACUGUGCGGGAAAACAUCUUGUUUGGUCACAAAUUCGAUAAAGACCAUUAUGACGAAGUGAUCAAAGCGUGCUGUUUAAGGAAGGAUUUAAAUCUUCUGACUGAUGGAGACUUAACACUAAUAGGAGAGCGCGGUGUCACGUUAAGUGGUGGCCAGAAAGCAAGGGUUAGCCUAGCACGAGCAGCUUAUAAAAAGAACGCAAAUAUCUGCUUAUUAGACAAUCCAUUGAGCGCAGUGGAUACAAGGGUAGCAGGUCACAUAUUUAAACACUGUAUUUGCGAACUCAUGAAAGACAAGGUUCGGGUACUUGUGACUCACCAAUUACAGUUACUGGAAAACGUUGAUGAAAUUCUCAUUUUCAAAGAGGGAAGAGUAUGUGAUCGCGGAACGUAUAUUGAACUCCAGGCUAAUGGUGUAGAUUUUGCUGCUUUGCUCAAUGAAAAGAAUGAAAACAAAAUCGAAAAUGCUACGGAAAAAGAAAGUACGCAUAGGAAAUCAAACACAACAUCUCCCACGAAGUUGAGAAAAAGUUCAUUAAACUUAUCGCAAGUUUCCAUUAUUUCGAAAAAUUCGUUCACUGAGAUGCUGGAUGAAACACAAGAAGAAAGUAUUGAAGAGAAUACGCAAAAAGAAGCUCGAGAGCAAGGACGCAUUGGUGGAAACGUUUAUCUUGAGUAUUUUAGAGUUGCGACGAACACGUUGACACUUAUUUUGUUUUUCAUCGUUGUCAUAGCCAGUCACGCGCUUUACAUCCUAAACGACUGGUGGCUAUCAGAAUGGGCAACUUCAUACGAAAAUUAUACAGCAUUUUCAACGACACAGAAUUCACCAUUAAAUUUAUCAGUAUUAUAUUCUGGAUCAGGAAUAGUUAAUUCACGUUCUAAAUUUUUGAAUUUGAGCACCUCCACAAUACUUGGCCAAAGAGAAGAAUUUAAUUCAUAUUUUUAUCUGAAAGUGUAUGCAGUCCUUUGUGUGUCAAUGAUCCUGGCAGUGGUGCUACGCACAAAUAUGAAUUUAUACAUUUGUGUCACGUCUGGCAUCCACAUGCACAAAAAGAUGUUUCAAGCAAUCCUAAGAGCCCCGAUCAGGUUUUUCGAUACAAAUCCGUCAGGGCGAAUUCUAAACAGAUUUUCCAAAGACAUGGGACAGAUAGAUGAGCUUCUUCCAAUCGCAUUUAUGGACUUUCUCUGGAUUUUCGGACUAAUCAUCGGUGUCGUGAUUCUAACAUUAGUGAUCAACUAUUUAGUUAUCGUUAUUGUUAUCCCACUAAUCAUAUAUUUCCUGUGGUUGAGGAGUUACUACCUACGUACGUCAAGAGAUAUAAAAAGAUUAGAAGGAACAUAUAGGAGCCCAGUCUUCAGUCUACUAUCUUCAACAUUGGAAGGUUUGCCUACUGUCCGUGCUUUCGGCGUUCAAAGCGAAUUCGAAAACAAAUUUCACGAAUUUCAAGAUCUACACAGUGCUUCCUGGUUUUUGUUUCUUGUUGGUUCAAGAUGGUUUGGGUUGCGACUCGAUUUGAUAUCUGCCACUUUUGUAUCAACUGUUACAUUCUUCUCCGUCAUUGGUGCUUCGUUUCUGAAUCUUAAUCCGGGUGAAAUUGGAUUGAUUUUAACUUAUACAACGUCGUUGGUCAAUAUAUUUCAAUGGGGAGUUCGUCAAAGUGCUGAAGUAGAAAACUUGAUGACAUCGGUAGAAAGAGUACAGCAAUAUUACCGCAUACCUCCAGAACCAGUAGAAGAAAAUCCAGAUAAAAAGCCGCCGGAAAGUUGGCCCAAACAUGGAUCUAUCAAGUUUGAAAACGUUUCUUUCUCGUAUUACAAUGGUGGACCAGAUGUGCUAAGAAACGUUGAUUUUGAAAUACGGCCCAAAGAAAAGAUAGGAGUCGUCGGCCGAACUGGUGCAGGUAAAAGCUCUCUUAUAUCAGCACUUUUCAGACUGGCGGAAUUAACAAAUGGUGAAAUAUAUAUUGAUGGAGUUCCCAUAACACCUUUGGGACUUCAAGAUCUACGGAAAGCAUUAUCUAUAAUUCCCCAGGAUCCGAUACUUUUUACCGGAACAAUGCGGAGAAACAUUGAUCCUUUUAACCAAUAUUUGGAUGAAGAUUUAUGGAACGCAUUGGAGCAGGUUCAGUUGAAAGAAUUAGUCAGCUCCUUACCAAUGAAACUCGACACAGAACUCGGUGAAUCAGGUUCUAAUCUCAGCGUUGGACAAAGACAACUUGUUUGUCUCGGUCGAGCAGUUUUAAAAAAAAGUAAAAUUCUUUUGAUUGAUGAAGCAACUGCAAAUGUUGAUAUCAGAACUGAUCAACUAAUACAAACUACAAUCCGAGAGAAAUUCGAGCAAUGCACGGUGGUAACAAUUGCACAUAGAAUAAAUACAAUUAUAGAUUCCGACAAAAUCUUGGUACUUGACGAGGGACAGGUGAAAGAAUAUGACGAACCCCGUGCUCUUUUGUGCCAAGAAAACAGUCAUUUUACUAAAAUGGUGAAAAGUAUUGGUUUGUCUGAAGAAUCAGUUGGGAUAUUGGCAAAUAAUCACGUGUGAUUUGUUGACAUCUUUCAGAAAUUGUUUUGAUAGUGUAUUAUAGGCCAGGAGAUUGAUGUCCUUAUCUGCGCAUUCGCACUCCCUUGUUAUUGGACACACGUUAAUUAACCGAGUGUAACUCCGCUCUGAACUUCUAAAGAGUCAAUAGGCACAAAAUGUAUUGUGGUGCCAAAUGUUUGUAUAUUGUAAAGAUGCACAAUCGAAUUGAAUCCAAAUAACAGAUAUAUUGAAAUAUACACUAUUUUUUCAACUCCCGAAUGAAGACCGGAAACACACGUCAUCCAAUUCGUCGAUACAACGAACGCUAUGCACACUAAACUGAGGCUUGUAGCUGUCUCGAUAAAUCAUAAUCAGGGAAAUAACUAGAAUGACCUAUUUCAUUGAAUUCAACAUACUAUUAAUAUGAAGAGGUUAAAUAACAUUAAAAUACAUAGUUACAAUCCACAUUCAAUACACAAUUUGCCAUUAUUGAAAUUAUUUUACAAAAAUGUAAUUUAAUUUCCAAAAUCAAUCUCAAUGUGAUGUUACUAUUUUUUAGGUUGGCUGACACUUUUGAUAUUGCUUUUUUAGUUUUCA
This is a messenger RNA of Styela clava, 4617 nucleotides long. Its product is annotated as ATP-binding cassette sub-family C member 4-like. Gene Ontology annotation, cellular component: plasma membrane. NCBI's taxonomy places the organism in Eukaryota, Metazoa, Chordata, Ascidiacea, Stolidobranchia, Styelidae. The record is from RefSeq and is a predicted model, not a curated record. Gene Ontology annotation, biological process: transmembrane transport. Gene Ontology annotation, molecular function: ATP hydrolysis activity; ATP binding; ABC-type transporter activity.